AAACUUGGAAUGCAUUUUUUCCAUUCACAUUCGAAAGCCAAGUAUUUGUAAACAUUGUCUCCAAGCCAGGCGGCGGCGACGGCAAAUCGGAAUAUAAUUAACAUUCAAGAUAGAGAUAGCCAUGAGUGAUUCUGAAAGUGGGGAUGAUGCCUAUGGACCUCCUCUUCCUCCUGGCUUUACAUCAGGGAAGUCUAGGUCCAGUAAAACUGAAGAAGAUGAUGACUCUUUCAUGCCAGCCCUACCUCCUCACAUGGUGAAAUCUGCAACGAAGAAGGAAGCCACUGAAGACAGUGAGGAGGAGGAUGCAUAUGGCCCAGCCCUACCAUCCCACAUACAGAAAAACACAUCAAAGAGAAAAGGAGACGAGAGUGAGGACAGCCACAACAAAGCUCCCAAGGUAGACACAGGAAACAGUGAAGAAGAAUCAGGAGAUGAGGAUGAUAUGUAUGGACCUGCAUUACCACCACACCUGCUACAGAAGAAGAAGGAUGGUAUAGAACCCUCCCAAAGCCAGAAGCGUGUGCUAGGACCCGCGCUGCCCAAGGGUUAUGUUCCAUCUGCUUCAGCAAUGCCUGUGCCAGAGGAAGAGGAGAGCAGUGAGAGCGAAGAGGAUGGUUUCAUUGUGGGACCAACACCAUCUACAGAAAAAAUAGAUGAAGAGGAAUACAGAAUAAGACAGCUUGAGUAUAGAGCAAAAAAAAUGAAGGAUAAAUUGCAAGGAAAAGUUGAAGACAAACCAAUGCAAAGAGAAUCUUGGAUGUUAGAGCUUCCUGAAGACAGAAAAAGCUUUUGUGGUUUGGAGGCAAGGCAGUUUAGAAGAAAAGCACCCAUGGAAAGGGGUGACCGAUCAGUUUGGACAGACACACCAGCUGAUAAAGAGAGAAAAGCUCAGAUGGGAAUUGAUGAAGAUGGUAAAGAUUAUGCUCCAGAAGACAUUGCAGCCAAGAAAAGGGAUGACAAAUUAUCAGAAAUGGUGGAGAGUUACAACUCAAAGAAGAGAGCUGAACCUUUGAUCGACAUGCACAAGAAGAAAAAGAAGGAAAUGGAACCCAAAGAUGGGAAGAAGGAGCGUCGUCCAUUCAGCAGAGAGGAAGAUAUGAAUGUUAAUAAAUUUGAUGAUGUCCAGAAAGAAAAGAUCUUAAAGAAAGCUCGACACUUAAAUGACAGAUUUUCUUCUGGUGAUAGAAAGUUCCUGUAACUUACUCCACCUCUCAAAAGAAUAAGGAUCUUUAAUGUUACAGUGUUUUCUUAAAACAAGGUGAGGUUACUUUCUAAAAAGUCAAGUACAAAGAGGAACAUUUCUAAUUUUAGUCAGGUCUCAAUUUUCUUCCAAAAUGUUCUAAAACUCUGUAUAUCUGUUGCCAUCUGUCUUUUCUUUACAGAAAAUGUUUUAUGACUUUUAUUUUAGGAUGUAUUAAUAUAUUCGUUAUCAAUAUGAAUAUUUGAUAUUUUCCUUAAGUUAUUUUUAUUGUAAUUAAAGAUUAAGAGAACUAUUAUCUUUA
Messenger RNA from Penaeus indicus, 1502 nucleotides. Its product is annotated as GPALPP motifs-containing protein 1-like. The transcript has 6 exons. The coding region runs from base 122 to 1198 and encodes 358 amino acids. NCBI's taxonomy places the organism in Eukaryota, Metazoa, Arthropoda, Malacostraca, Decapoda, Penaeidae. The record is from RefSeq and is a predicted model, not a curated record.